Homarus americanus (American lobster) is the source of this 1937-nucleotide messenger RNA. RefSeq lists its product as uncharacterized. The transcript is spliced from 3 exons. The record is from RefSeq and is a predicted model, not a curated record. NCBI's taxonomy places the organism in Eukaryota, Metazoa, Arthropoda, Malacostraca, Decapoda, Nephropidae. The coding region runs from base 423 to 1514 and encodes 363 amino acids.
CUGCCGUAGCACACUCCAGCCGCAGUCUCCGGACAGACACACGCGGCGCCGCCCACACCCACGCCCGAGACACCCGUUGCUCUACACUCCUACAGGAUUACACCUUCCUUUGCUAGACAGAAAAUUGAAGAAAAAUAGCCUAGUGACGUGUUAUGUAUUCAGUGUUUUGAAAGAGUCCGGAGCUGCUUUGGUAUUCAUCCACUACGUCUUUAAUCCCGUCUGAAAAUUCCCCCCGCGUUAUUAUCAUCGGUUGUCCUUGAAUUUUUAUUUGUAUAACAAGUGGAAGGGUGUGUAGAGCGACGAACACCUCCAACUACACACAGAUAGCCGCGUCGGGACCUGCCAGGUGUAGUGAGCAGCGCCACCAAGUGUGAAGUAUUGAGAGUUAGCGUGUAGAGGCGCAGCAGCCACCCACCACCACUAUGACUCCACACUGGACCUGGCAUCUCCUGACGGUGGUGAUGGUACUAGCCGUCCCCUCCCUCCCUCAGCUGGCUAUACCUCGUGACGGCGAUGGACACGGUGGUGGACACGGCGGCGGUGGACACGGCGGCGGUGGACACGGCGGCGGAGGCUACAGCGGAGGAGGAAGUGGUUAUGGUGAUCAUGGUGGAGGUUAUGGUGGACAUGGCGGUGGCGGAGGAGGGUAUGGUGGACAUGGCGGUGGCGGAGGAGGCUAUGGUGGACAUGGCGGCGGCGGCGGGGGUGGCUACGGAGGAGGAGGGGGACACGGGGGAGGGGGGUACAAUCCCUCCCCCUGCCACCCCCAGACCAUCACCAAGUAUAACACCGUGUACAAGGAUCGCAAGGCGGAGAUCGUCAACAAUGUGGAGGUGCGAAACCCGAAGCCUCACGUGAAGAAGGUGGUUGAGACUCGUUACACCACCCUCAGGUACCCAGUAUUCAUCACGCAGGUGAUCAAGCCGCUGCUCACACAGGUGGAGACCAAAGUACGACCCAUGUUCUUCACCAAGACCAUCAACCGCUACACCACCGUCAAGUUCACCGUCACGGGCAUCGGUCAGGUCACCAUCACCACCGUCAAGUUUGAGAAGGAGUACAUCACGCGCUGCAUGAAGAAGGGCUACGGACAUCGUCGAGACGCCUCUGACGGCCCUGAAGUUCGUGAGAGUAUAGAACCCGACGCCACCACCAGGCCCACCUACAGCACCCGGCCAGCGCCGCCGCCGGGCAUCCCUUAUGAUGCACCCUGGAGCAAGAAUGUGAGGCCGCCCAUCUACACCCCAAAGGAGAGGGAGAUCGAUCCUGCAGGGGCCCUGGCCGCUCAAGAAACUUUGUCCCCCGACAGACCAGGGUUUGUACGACCAAACAGACCGAUAAGACCAUUUAGACCAAGUCCACCGCGACCAGUAGGACCACCAGGACCCUUUGGACUGUUCGGUGCCCUGGCCCAGUUUGGGGACAGCCUAACAGGGUCUCAACGUGACUAUGGGAGUCAACCUAACUUACCUCACCCGCCCCUCACCCGACCCCCUGUUGCUGUCAUAGGCUGAUGGUUCACCUCACAGUGAAGUAUUAGCUCUUCAUACACAGUCCAACUAGUCUCUUCGUUAAUGGUAUUCCGUUAACUGUUAGUUUAGCUACCAUUAUUGUUAGAAGCGAUCAGUAAUUAUGACAAAUGACUUCUGUAAAUGUUAAAAGAUAUAUGUAUGAUUCUAUUGUCUUUUAUUCACCAAAGGAUCCGAUAAACACUUAACUCACCCCAUGACAACAAAAUGUUCUACUAAAUUAUUAAUAUUCCUGUCUGCUAAAUCAUGUUGUUAAGCCUGACCCCCGUUAGGUGAUGGGGGCGGGUCCUGCCUGAAGGGAGGCUGGUUACUCCCGCGUGUUGGCGGCACUCUGCUUCUAGUUGUCGAGUUGUAAACACUUGUGAUAUGUUAACAGUUAUAUUUUUAUACAUUAAAAUUUGUUAAUUA